Molecule: messenger RNA, 480 nt
Organism: Penicillium salamii
Lineage: Eukaryota; Fungi; Ascomycota; Eurotiomycetes; Eurotiales; Aspergillaceae
Source: the annotation of a GenBank genome assembly
AUGAAAAUCCCCGAACCAACCCAGAGAAAUAAGUUCCGCCUCGAUAUAGCCAUAGGCUCACUUCUACUGGUGACCUUCAUUCUCACUAUUGCCCGAGUAGCCAAUAAAGGUACUCCGUCAUCAAGAGCAAACACAUGGGGUAUUGCUGUGUGCCUCAAAUCAGCCAUAUUCCUAGCCUACCAGCUAUCCACAGCCCAUGUGGAGCGUUUGAAGAGAUGGGCUAGUACUAAAGCGAGCAAGAUUCUCACCAUCGUUGAUACAGUGUUUUGGUUUGCAUUGUUCAUCAUCACGAUCAUGGGAACAUCUGGGUCGCACAGUACUAGCAGUCGGGCGUUGGGGGUGAUUAUCGCCAUACUUGUGAUUGUGUUAUGUGCAUUGAGUGCCUUUGAUGUCUACAUCUGUUUUCGUAUUCGGAGUUACUUCAAAAGACAUGGUGUCCUCCCCAAUGAAGGAGCACCCAAGCCUCUGGGAUCUGUCUGA